GCGAGGCAGAGAGAGUGAGAGAGAACGAGUGAGCAAGCUGCUGGGUGCGUUAGUAUGAGCGUGGAAACAGUGCCGGAUAGAACGCGCUGGUCGUCUUCGCCACUUGAUUCAGGGCAGUUGUGUGUGAGCCGAGACUGCUGCCGUCACCAUGGGGAAACGACUCCAGACCAGAGCUGCAGUGGCCUGCAUGAAGACACUCCUAAUGACAUUCAACGUCAUCUUCUGUCUCUGCGGUCUGAUAGUGCUGGCGACAGGCGCUGUGGUCAAACUGGAGCUCUCAAAGUACCUGCAAGUGUCAGCAGAGUUUUCUGCCACUGCCCCCUACGUUCUUAUGGCCACAGGCGGUCUCAUGUUCUUGCUGGCUAUCUUGGCUUGCUGUUGCACGGCGAAGGGACAACCAGUUCUUCUUUAUAUAUAUGCGGCAUUUUUGCUAGUCAUCUUCGUCAUCCUGGUAGGAGAAGGAGUCAGCACAUGGGCCUUCAGGAAAAGCCUCAAGAAUGACUUCCUCGAAGGACUCAGUACCGCCUUCACAGACUAUGAGAGAUCCUCCACUAUGGCCAGGGCUGUUGAUAACCUCCAGAGCAGGCUCUCAUGCUGCGGCAUCCAGAAUGCUAGUGACUGGGUGUCUAUGCCUUACGGUUUCAACAACGAUCCCCCAUACCCGCCAUCAUGCUGCAAGGAAUCUCAGGAAGGAAUGUGCAUUGCUUUGCACUCUCAGGGAUGCUACCGGACAGUCAUCAGUCUUGUCGAGGCUGGAGUCGGUGCCUUUCUCAUCAUGGCUCUGACAUUCACUUGUUUCAUGGUCAUCGGUGUCCUACUUGCCUGCUGUCUCGCCCGCAACAUCAACCGAGCGAAAUACGAGCAAGUCUGAGGCCGCGCCCCCAUACCCCGCCCACUUCCAGCCCCAACGGACCAGCAGUAUGCCCACGCUUAUACACACCCUUCUAGACCAGUGCCCCACGCCACAAUCGGCAGGAGCCUUUCAGGGGGUGCCAGGUCUCUUCCCAGGCCUACUCCGAGACCAGCGCCCCCAGAGACGAGUUUCCACGUCUAAGAACGCUAUAAUCCGUGCCUUCGUAUCGCUGGGUUACGAAGGCUUAGCUCUUUUAACGUUUUAGGCCGAGACAAGAACUGCCUUCAUGCCACUUUGCGAAGGGCGAAUUUCGGCAUGCUAAAGUAGGAUUUUCCUCUCUUCAGCGCGAGGAUAAUAUGACAAACACCGCAGGGCUAACUUUUCCUAUAGCUGUGGGAACUUCAAGUGUAUAAGAUGUUCUUUUGUGAUGAUCUUGAUCACGCACGGGAAAGGGCGAAUGGAGAGCACCUUUCGGAACCCCUUGUCCGAUCUGAAAGAGGUUCCUUCACUGAACGGGCUGUGAAAUGGAGUUGUUGCGUAGCGGGGGUAUGGGGAUCAGCAACCAUGUAAUAAGGAAAUGAAAUUGAAGCCAGGGAAUGUACGAUGUCGGCUUUUCAAUGUAUUCUUGGGCAAUCGUCGGACGGUUGUUGGAUAAACGAAGUAAUAUACAAACUGAAAAUAACUCAGAAGAGCAAAAUGAAGAGAGUAUCCGGUCCUUGAAGUACGGCAAAAAUAAUGCUGUCCUCAUGCGAUACCAAGACCGGAUCAAAAUAGGAUGCGAAAAAUUGUUCGUCAUGUAAGAUACAUUCAUGUGGGUUUCACUGUUUACUAUUCCAAAGAAUUUAGUUCCAUUACAGUCGGUGAAUUAGGUAGAUUCCGAUGUAUAUAAUAGAUGUUACUGUUUUUAAUGAUUCGUACUAGUGCGUUCGUGAAAAAAUAACAGUUAAAAGUUAUUAUGAAAUGAUCAUUGCUUCUUAUUCGGAGCUGGCAAAGGUUUCCAAUUAGCGAUUGCUAUCUAGAGAACAGUAGUUGAUAAUUGAUAGUAAUGAGGGAUCAAUGAAUAACUUUUGAAGACUUGUAGUGAUAUAAUCGAUCAGUUUUAAUUCCCGUGACAUUUGAAUGACAGGAGAUUUGUAGUUAUGGUCUUCAAGUUACUGUAUUAAUUGCUCAUGGUCGUUUCAUAUGUAUAUAAACGAUUUGUAGCCA
Molecule: messenger RNA, 2059 nt
Organism: Macrobrachium nipponense
Lineage: Eukaryota; Metazoa; Arthropoda; Malacostraca; Decapoda; Palaemonidae
Product: tetraspanin-7-like
Exons: 7
Coding region: 149-871 (240 amino acids)
Cellular component (GO): plasma membrane
Source: RefSeq, a predicted model, not a curated record